Molecule: messenger RNA, 371 nt
Organism: Oreochromis aureus
Lineage: Eukaryota; Metazoa; Chordata; Actinopteri; Cichliformes; Cichlidae
Product: ladderlectin-like
Exons: 4
Coding region: 27-362 (111 amino acids)
Molecular function (GO): signaling receptor activity
Source: RefSeq, a predicted model, not a curated record
AGUGCUUCAUCUACGUUGCUAAGCCCAUGAGCUGGGCUCAGGCUGAGAUAAACUGUCAGUCCAUGAAUGCAAACCUUGCAUCUGUGCACAGCCUUGAGGAGUACCAGCUGAUUCAGAGGCUGAUAUCUGAUGCCACUCAGCAGGAUGGAAAUGCUUGGAUUGGAGCUUCGGAUGCAAUAAAGGAAAAGUUUUGGUUUUGGAGUGACGGGACACCUCUCAAAUACACAAACUGGUGUGCUGGACAGCCUGAUAAUUAUGAGGGCAAUCAGAACUGUGCAUAUGUAAAUUUCUCAGACAAAAAGUGCUGGGAUGACGGUGGCUGUGAAUAUGUUAUUCCAUCUGUCUGCGCCAAGAAAAUCUGAUGAAAGCAC